AUGGACACAAGGUUGUCCCCUUUAUUUACAGAGGUUAGGAGAAGGAAAUGGUUGGAAGAUAUCCCUGAGUCAUCAAGUAACGAAGACCCUGUGCUUUUCGAUACCUCAAUUAUUCCUUGGUGGGCAUCGAUGAAGAGGUUCCAUCUUCCUGAAGCAGAACGUCUCAAUGGUCGUGCUGCAAUGGUUGGUUUCUUUACGACCUACUUUGUGGAUAGCUUGACUGGUGUAGGUCUCGUCGACCCAAUGGGAAACUUCUUUUGCAAAACACUAUUGUUUGUAGCUGGUGUACUCUUGAUCCGCAAGAACGAGGAUUUAGAAACUAUCAAAAAGUUGCUGGAAGAGACUACUUUCUAUUACAAGCAAUGGCAAGCAUCUUGGAAUGACAAGACCUCAAGCAGCUCGAAGGAUUCUUGAGAUUGUUCGUCGUAUAACCU
Molecule: messenger RNA, 434 nt
Organism: Lycium barbarum (goji berry)
Lineage: Eukaryota; Viridiplantae; Streptophyta; Magnoliopsida; Solanales; Solanaceae
Product: light-harvesting complex-like protein 3 isotype 2, chloroplastic
Exons: 5
Coding region: 1-414 (137 amino acids)
Source: RefSeq, a predicted model, not a curated record